AUGAUGGAUUCGAGUCUAACAGCUGCUUCUCAGACAUCACCAAAGAAAGAUCGUAAAGGAUCUAGUGACAAAAAAUUCGCUGAUAGUGGGAUUAGCUCUGUUACUUCUUCCCCAAUGGCGACAAUUCAGGAUGACGAUGAGCGGCUGUUGGCCAGGAUUGGGUAUAAACAAGAAAUGAGACGGGAAUUCUCAAAAUGGUCAACGAUAUCCUAUGCAAUUUCGAUAUUAGGGGUGUUAGGGUCCGUACCAGCAACUUUUGGUCAGCCACUCAGCGCAGGAGGACCUGCAACAGCCGUAUGGUGUUGGUUAAUUGGUUCGAUAAUGGCAAUGUGCAUUGGAUCAUCGGUGGCAGAGCUGGUGUCUGCUUAUCCUACGGCAGGAGGGAUGUAUUUUGUGACUAAACAUGUAGUCCCAAAAGACCAAGUCCCAAUAUUUGCCUGGAUUCAAGGUUGGUGUAAUUUAUUGGGUCAAACUGCUGGUGUUUCAAGCGUUGCCUACACAGUAAGCCAGAUGUUACUGGCUGCUGCCAGUAUGAACUCGACCCUGGAUGAUGAAGGCAAUUAUUCCUUUAAACCGACUGCCCUUCAGACUGUACUACUUUCAAUUGCACUUCUUUGCAUAAUGGGUAUUAUCUGCUCUUUAACAACAAAGAGCUUGCACCGAAUUAUUCUUUGGUUCGCUCCGAUAAAUAUCCUCGCAUCAAUUGGGAUAUGCAUUGCCCUUCUUGUUCUUACUCCAAACAAGCAGCCAGCCUCCUGGGUAUUCACCAACGUCACGGACGGAUCUGGAUGGCACUCAAAGGCUUUUUCUUUCCUUCUCGGUUUCAUUGCCGUUGCUUGGACGAUGACGGACUAUGACGGAACUACUCACAUGUCAGAGGAAACCCAUGACGCAGCUAUCAGAGGUCCGGUCGCCAUCCAGACUGCAGUUGUGGUAUCUGGAGCUUUUGGAUGGAUGUUGACCGUCACUAUGUGCUUUUGCAUAACUGACCUUGAGGCUGUUCUCAAGUCACCAACCGGUCUCCCUGCCGCACAGAUCUUUCUCGACGCUGGUGGUAAGACAGGCGGCACAAUUAUGUGGUCUUUUGCUGUUCUCGUGCAGUUCUUCACAGGCUGCUCUGCUAUGUUGGCAGAUACCAGAAUGGCAUACGCUUUUGCUCGUGACAACGCCUUGCCGUUUUCAAAGGCAUUGGCAAAAGUAAACCCAUAUACUCUCACCCCGGUAAACGCGGUGUGGUUUGUUGUUUUCUUUUCCAUAUGCCUCAACUGUAUCGCUAUAGGCUCUACCGAAACCGCCUCAUCGAUCUUUAGCAUCACUGCCCCAUGCCUGGACCUUUCCUAUAUCGGUGUCAUUCUAGCACAUCGUUUAUACAAGAACAAAGUGAAAUUCAUCGAGGGACCCUUUACCCUCGGCAGCUGGGGGGCUACCAUAAACUGGAUUUCCAUUGUUUGGGUGCUCUUUAUCAGCGUUGUCCUGUUUUUCCCUCCAAUUCAGCCCGUAACGCCGCAGAAUAUGAAUUAUGCUAGUGUUGUAGUGGCUUUUAUUGCACUUUUUGCGCUUUCGUGGUGGUGGCUAUCUGCUGGAAAGCGAUACACCGGUCCCCGCACCAAGGACCUCCUUGAAGAAGUUCCGUCGGAUGAUUUCGACACGGGGCCGUAUGGCAGCCUUGGUGUCUGA
This is a messenger RNA of Nannizzia gypsea CBS 118893, 1677 nucleotides long. RefSeq names its product amino acid permease 2. Gene Ontology annotation, cellular component: membrane. Bases 1 to 1677 code for a protein of 558 amino acids. The record is from RefSeq and is a predicted model, not a curated record. Gene Ontology annotation, molecular function: transmembrane transporter activity. NCBI's taxonomy places the organism in Eukaryota, Fungi, Ascomycota, Eurotiomycetes, Onygenales, Arthrodermataceae. The transcript is spliced from 8 exons. Gene Ontology annotation, biological process: transmembrane transport; amino acid transport.